AUGCUCCCCUCUAGCAGGUUUAUAUCUCGAAUUCUUCCUCUAACGCAGAAACGAUUUGCCUCUCUGAUUACUACUCCUAAUGAUCCUAAAUUGGUGAACCUCUUAACUCGUCUUGAUAAGUUCGACAAGAGCUCCAGAAUAUUCGAUAAGUUGGAUGAGUUGUACAUUUUAACACAAAGGAAGGGUUUUUUCAACUUGAACGCUAAUAACCUUCAAUUCAUGGCCAAUAAUAAUCAGAUAAGUGAUAGAUACACGAACCUUUACAACUUUAAUGACCUGAGCAAGAUAGUUGCCAAUCAUUACUCUAAUAUGAUGCUUUUUCCCACUGUGGUGUCUGGUAGUUCCGCAUCUUCUAUGAUGAUCACUCCUAAUACUCCUAUUUCUGGUUUACAGUUUAUCUCAGGGAAUGCUGUUGGUGGCUUCAGUAGAAAUGGUCCUCUUGAUAAAUAUCUAAGACUACUUAGUAACUUGGCCAAAAAUGAUGUCGAGAUGAAAAGUCGAAUCGAACAGGUUCUUAAAGCCUUUGAUAAAGAAGAUGAUUUCUUCUUCAAUUAUGUUCUGGAGUUCUGGAUAAGUGGUAAGAGUUUCAAUAAGAUGAGAGCCAAGAAGUUACAAGAACAACAGGAACGACAAGGAGGUAAGGGAUCCUUACCGAACAAGACUACGGCGCUAUGA
Molecule: messenger RNA, 675 nt
Organism: Brettanomyces nanus
Lineage: Eukaryota; Fungi; Ascomycota; Pichiomycetes; Pichiales; Pichiaceae
Exons: 1
Coding region: 1-675 (224 amino acids)
Source: RefSeq, a predicted model, not a curated record